AUGUGCGGGAUCCACGUCUCCCUCUCCCCAUCCACAUCCCUCUCACCGUCCCUAACUACAACCCAUGAUCCCUCCACCACCACCAACAACACCUCCUCCCCCUCCUCUCCCUCGUCCCCCUGGUCCCCCACCUCCAGCUCCAUCCCAGAAUCCCUCGCCCUCGCCUUGCGCGCCCGCGGACCAGACCAUUUCGGCCAGGUCCAGCGCUCCGUUGUCACCCCCACUGCCGGCGGCUGGUUUGUGUCUCUGUUGUCUCUCUGCUUCACGUCCACCGUGCUGGCGCUGCGAGGCGACCAUGUCGCGCGCCAGCCGCUUGUGGGUGAUUCUCAUGGCGGUGAGGGGUCGGUGCUUUGCUGGAAUGGCGAGGCGUGGCGGGUUGGUGCUGGUGCUAAUGGUGUUGGUGAGGGGGGUGGGAGGGUGAUUGGGCUUGGGGAGAAUGAUGGCGAGGUUGUGUUGGGGUUGUUGAUGGCUGCGUCUUCUUCUGUUGGUGCUGGUGCUGGUGGUGGUUGUGGGACGGGCUCGUCGGUGCAGGCGGUGAUUGAGGUUUUAAGGGGGAUUGAAGGGCCGUUUGCUUUUGUCUAUUAUGAUGCUGCGGCUCAAGUGUUGUUUUUCGGUCGGGAUUGCUUGGGCAGGCGGUCGCUGAUGAUCAAGCACGACGCGGGGAGUGGGGAGAUGGUACUCUGCAGUGUUGCUGUUGAAGGCGAGAGUUGGAAGGAGGUUGAGGCGGAUGGGAUCUAUACGGUCAAACUGCGCGCAGGAACUGGGAUGCUUCCGGAACGCCAUGAGUGGCUUGUUGACGACGGCGGUCCUGACUUGGUGAACUUACUCUACUGGCUGCAGGUCUCCGGAAUUGGCAGGUUCAAUAAGGCACUUCCCUGCGGCGACCAUCCUGCGCUGACGGCUGCUUCGUCGUCGGUGGCGGAGCUUAAGGAGCAGCUGGUUGAGUCGUUGAGGUUGAGACUGCUUAAUGUUCCCCAACCCCCUUGUGCAAGCGGCAACACCCGGGUUGCUGUGCUGUUCUCGGGUGGACUGGACUGCACGGUGCUGGCAAGGCUGGCUCAUGAGGUGCUCGAGCCCGAUCAGCGAAUAGAUCUCCUCAACGUUGCCUUUGAGAAUCCUCGGGUCGUUGCCCAGCUCCGAAAGGAGUCCAAUGGCAAUCCGCCCGACGUCUAUGAAGCCUGCCCGGACAGGAUCACUGGCAGGAGGUCGUUUUCAGAACUGCAAAAAGCCUGUCCGGGGCGGGCAUUUCGGUUUGUAAACGUUCCAUACACGGAGACUCAAGCACAUCGGCAUCAAGUCAUAUCCUUGAUGCGUCCUCAUAACACGGAAAUGGACCUUUCGAUUGCCUACGCCCUGUAUUUCGCGGCCCGCGGCCAGGGAUGGUGCACGGAAAGCUCCAGUCCCAAUUCCCAUCCAUCACCGUACACGUCCCCUGCACGGGUUCUCCUUUCUGGCCUAGGUGCCGACGAGCUCUUUGGCGGGUACUCUCGACACCCCUCCGCGUUCCAGCAGGGAGGCUACGCCGGCUUGAUUGAUGAGCUUCUGCUCGACGUUGGUCGGCUUGGCAAGAGAAACCUCGGGCGAGACGAUCGAGUGAUGGCUCACUGGGGUAAAGAGGUGAGGUUUCCAUAUUUGGAUGAACGUCUAGUGAGAUGGGCGAUCCAAACACCGGCAUGGGAGAAGUGCGAUUUCGAGCAUGGAGAAGAUGUCAGUGGUGUUGAGGCAGGCAAGAGGAUACUACGUCUUGUGGCGCUGGGGUUGGGCUUGCCAAACGUGGCCAAGGAGAAGAAGCGUGCCAUACAAUUCGGCUCCCGGACGGCUAAGAUGGAAAGCGGCAGAGUCAAGGGAACGACACCGAUAUCAUGA
This is a messenger RNA of Canariomyces notabilis, 1866 nucleotides long. RefSeq lists its product as uncharacterized. Bases 1 to 1866 code for a protein of 621 amino acids. NCBI's taxonomy places the organism in Eukaryota, Fungi, Ascomycota, Sordariomycetes, Sordariales, Chaetomiaceae. The record is from RefSeq and is a predicted model, not a curated record. Gene Ontology annotation, molecular function: asparagine synthase (glutamine-hydrolyzing) activity. The transcript has 4 exons.